Schistosoma curassoni is the source of this 2169-nucleotide messenger RNA. Lineage: Eukaryota; Metazoa; Platyhelminthes; Trematoda; Strigeidida; Schistosomatidae. The record is from the annotation of a GenBank genome assembly.
AUGUCUUUGAUAAGCGAGGUCGGGUCCUCUUUGCGUAAAUAUGUUUUUGAAAAACUUUCCAAAACAACCGGAUGGAAGGUUUUGAUUAUGGAUGAUGCUGCCACACGUGUAUUAUCAUCAUGUUUCAAGAUGCAAGAUAUAACUGAGUACGGUGUAACUCUUGUAGAAUCUCUAAACUGCAAGCGUCAAAAACUAAAUAUGCAUGCAAUAUAUAUCAUGAGGCCCCGAAGAGCAGAAAUAGAAUUGCUUUUACAAGACUUUCCUGAAUCAAAUCCAACUUAUUCCGCUGCGCAUGUUUUCUUUUUGUCUUCUUGUCCGAACGAUUUGCUUAAUCAGAUAAUUGCUUCACAAGCAGUCCGACGUAUUAUGAAUAUGAUUCAAUUGUCGGUGGAUUUUAUUCCCUUGGAAUCUCAUCUGUAUUCACUAGAAGCCACGGAAAGUGCUCAACUUUACUUUUUGCCAUCAGAUAUUGUUCAUGACAAACUCAGUCGAAUCGACCAGAUUGCAGAACAACUUGCUUCUGUUUGCAUAACUUUGCAAGAGUAUCCAAAAAUUUGUUACCAAAAGACAGAGAGUAACCUCGAAUUGGCCCGUCUUGUGCAAGUGAAGUUAGAUACCUAUAAGAGCGAUAACCCGAUUUUGGGUCAGGGCUCACAUAAAGAUCAAAGUCUUUUGUUGAUUGUUGACCGAAGUUUGGAUCCCGUUACUCCUCUUUUGCAUGAAUUGACAUUACAGGCUAUGUGCUAUGAUUUGCUCACUGUGGAGGAAAACACAAUCGAGUAUAGUGGAAAUCGCAAAGCAAAUGUUGCUGAUGGCGAUGCACUGUGGAAAGAAUUUCGACAUCAGCAUGUUGCAGAUGUCACGAGGGCACUUCCUCAACGUGUUCGUGAAUUUGCUGAAAGUAAAAAACAAUUUGUUGAAUUCGAAGAAGCUAAUUUGGAUAAUGUUCCAUCAAAAGAAGAUACAAAUAAAAAUACUGUCGAUAUAAGAGAUUUAUCUGAUCUUAUCAAACGUAUGCCACAAUAUCAAACAGAAUCGGCUAGUUAUGCAGCUGCUUAUCAUAUUGUUGAGACUUGUAUGGCUACAUUCAAAAAAGGUGUUGAUAAACUAUGUGAAAUUGAACAAGAUCUUGUGAUGGGUGAGAAUGCAAAAGGAGAACCUAUAACGGAUCCUAUGCGUGUAUUGGUUGAUAUUUUCAAAUACGAUUUUACAACAGUGGAAGAACGUUUACGUCUUUUACUUAUAUUUACUCUUAUAAAAGAGGGAUUUGCAGAAACACACUUAGAUAAAUUGUUGGAUUGUGCUCAAGUUGCACGUUCGUUCAAACCACUAUUUGCAAGUCUUUCAUUCAUUAUGAAUGCUCAAUUAAUUCAAUCUGAUCCCGUCACUAUAUCGUUGCCUAAUCAGACAAAUGUCCCACAAUAUCAAUUGGGUAGAUGCGUAUCUCUUCUACGUUUACCACCAAUUCCAAAAGUUAGCCAAUUAUUACAGACAUACCUUCCAGUAAAAAAGAAACGUGUAGAUCGUGUUAAUGCUAGUUCAUAUGCAUUAUCACGAUGGACACCGUAUAUUUUAGAUAUUAUGGAACAAGCUAUUUCGGGUAAGCUGGACAAAUCACGUUUUGGAUUCGUUGUAGCAAAAGGUAUUAAAGAUGUGUUUGGUCUCGGUAAUGCAGUGGAUACUAGUUCUAAGGAUUUUAAAAAGCCUUCCGCACGAUUUCAUGCCAGUGGUGUUUUGUCUGCAGGUCCUUCAGCAUCUGUUAGGUCAUCUAGCCCAAAUCCUGGUUCGGAUCGGAAUACAGCUGCUUCUUCUAUGACUGAACACUGUGGUCCUCGCCUUAUAGUCUUUGUUGUUGGAGGUUUCACGUUAUCAGAAGCCAGAGUGGGUUACCAGUUAACGCAAAGAUGUAAGGAAACCCGUCUUGCAGCUAGUGAUAAGAAUACAAAUAAAAUAAAUACACCUACAACAGAAAAUAUUUCAACAAUCCCCGGUGGAGGAGUUGGUUGGAACUGGGAAGUUGUACUGGGUGGUACACACUUGUUGACACCAAAAAUAUUUCUGGAUAAUCUUGAAGGCAUUGCAAAAAUCAUAAUGCCACCAGUUUCAAGUACACCAAUACCUGAAUCAGUACUUCGUCGUGUCUCAAUUAUGAAUCCUUUUCGAGGGUGA